UGGUAUUUGUUAAGCGGAGAGGAUGUCACGUGAUCUUCAAUUCGUGCCCUAUGCCAUAAGCUCCAUUCACUAUCGUGCAAUCGUCCGGUUACUAUCCCUGUUUACAGGACCCGGAAUUUGGAGGGACUGAAGCGAAAUAUACAUUGUUUAUAGUUUUUCCUGCCGGACUUCCGUCUUGUCGUAGUGUUAAUCUUUAAAACAGGAUUGAAUGCAUAUUUUACGUGCCCAUUGGUCUUUGCCUGUUUGGAUCUAAGUUGCUCCAAAUCACCUCAUCGUAUUUAUUUCUCUUUUAUCAUCUAAAAAGGAUCUGAUUUUUCAUUUUGAUAAAGGUAGGGGAGUAGUUACAAAGUGCCAUCAAAAUGCCAGCAGACGCCAAAACCGAUGCCAAUGCCAAAGUACCAAUGAUUAGCACUGCUGCUACAAUACUAGGAGAAGAACCAGCAGGAUGUUGGAGAGCAACGGUGAAAUGGAUGAAGAUAAAUCUUCUUCUGAUGUUAACCAUCGUAGGGGUACUCUUGGGUAUUCUAUUAGGUUUCUUAGCUCGAAUGGGUAACUAUAGCGAUGAUGCUAUAGCGUUAGUUUCAUUCCCCGGUGAAAUACUCAUGAGGAUGUUGAAGAUGCUAAUUCUGCCGCUUAUCAUCUCAUCUAUGAUAUCAGGUCUAGCCCAACUGGAUCCCAAAGCUAGUGGUAAAAUGGGUGCGAGGGCAUUAGUUUACUACUUCUCUACGACCAUCAUGGCUGCUGUCGUGGGCAUUGUUUUGGUGUUAAUCAUCCAUCCAGGAGAUCCUUCCAUCAAGGAGAAUGUUGGCACUGGAACUGAAGAGAAAAAAGUCUCCACCCUGGACGCAUUCCUCGAUCUCAUACGAAACAUGUUUCCCGAAAAUUUACUCCAAGCCUGUUUCCAACAAGUGGAGACGAGUUAUUCGAAGGUAAAACCGAAAUUUGUGAAAGUAGCGGAUCUAAAUGAUUCCGUUUCCAUUGGUAGUAUUCUCAAUGAGACAACAUACAUUACCAAGAGAUCAUUGACUUACAAAGAUGGAACAAAUGUUCUUGGCCUGAUUGUGUUCUGUAUUGCUUUUGGUAUCUAUGCUGGUAACAUGGGACCCGAUGGUCGAAUCAUGGUUCAUUUCUUCGUAGUUCUGAACGACAUCGUCAUGCGCAUCGUCUACCUUAUCAUGUGGUACUCUCCAUUCGGUAUCAUGUCUCUGAUUGUAGGAAAAAUCAUGUCCAUUGCUGAUCUUGCUCUGACUGCUCAGCAGCUGGGUCUCUAUAUGUUGACUGUCAUCAUAGGGCUUCUCAUACAUGGUAUCAUAACGCUGCCUGGCCUAUAUUUUUUCAUCACUCGCAAAAAUCCCCUUACUUUCUUUCGGGGUAUGCUUCAGGCAUGGGUCACUGCUCUUGGCACUGCUUCCAGUGCAGCUACCCUUCCUAUUACUUUUAAAUGCCUGGAGGAGAAUAACCAUAUAGAUUGCAGGGUAACGAGAUUCGUUUUACCUGUAGGAGCUACUGUCAACAUGGAUGGGACGGCUCUUUAUGAGGCAGUAGCAGCACUUUUCAUUGCCCAAAUGAACGGUAUUGUCCUCUCACCAGGUGAAGUUAUUGCUGUAAGUUUAACUGCAACUGCUGCAAGUAUUGGUGCAGCUAGUGUACCUAGUGCUGGUUUGGUCACUAUGUUACUCGUACUAACAGCUGUAGGACUACCCACACAAGAUAUCUCAAUGAUCGUUGCCGUCGAUUGGCUCCUUGACCGUAUCCGAACAUCAGUGAACGUACUAGGUGACGCCUUCGGUGCUGGUAUAGUUUAUCACCUUUCCAAAAAAGAACUUGACCAAAUGGAUGCUGAACUUGCUGCAAAAGACGAACUAGAAAUGGUUGAUACCAGGAAAUUCUCAAUUGGUGGCAGAGGAAGUGUUGGAGGCGACAAAACCCACCACAAAGGGGGUGAAGAAAGCCAAAUUUAGACAAAACUAUGAAUUUCAUGAAAACCAAAAUUAAGUUUAAAAGAUUACAGUACAAUGCGAGUUUGGGAACAACUCAGAACAAUUUUGUGCUUAUUUUGAGUUUGAAAAUGGAAGCAUCUUUUGAAUUGAUUGAAAAUAAAAAUCCGUUGAAAUGAGUGCCUCAAAACCUCUGUGUUUUGAUUAGAACGCUAUUGCUUUAAAAAUCAUAAAAAAUGAUGGAAUUUAUUUUUGUGAAGUGAACGAAGUACUAAUUUGUACAAUUCUCGAACGCUGCGGAUUUAAUUGUUAAAAUUUUAGUUUCUUUCAUAAAAUAAAUGACGCCUUACGUGUUUCAUAGAAUACUUCCAUAAAAAAAUAGCUUUUGUAAUAAUCAUUAUCAAUCAUAUACAUUAAAAUAAAAUGUGUGUAUCCAUUUUUUUACUAUUAAGAAAGAGUAUAUUUUCAAAGUGAUUAUUUUUCAGGACAUGGCAUGAAUUAAUACAGAAUAUGGAAUUAUUCUGUUUUAAAAUAUUUUAUUUAUUGAAUUUCAUUAUUAAAGUUUUUUUUUGAACUUGUAAAUAGUACUUCUAUUUUUUUGCUUCUUCGUUCAUUAAAAGUAAAUAAAAAAAAUUUUGACUCUUAUUAUUUUUAUUGGUUGUAAAAUGACAAUGUAUUUCAUAUACAAAUAAUGUGAUCUUUGAAUACGCCUAUCAAAUAUUGAAAAAUAGUUUGGUUGUUGUAUUUUUUAUAAGCUUUCACUGAAAUAAUUUACUUAAUCAUACUACUUGAAAAUCAUCAUGCAUAAAAAACUGUAAUAUAAAAUAAAUUUACGAUUUAUUAAAAAUUUAAUGAAAUUGCAAUUUUAGAUAUAAUUAUGCUCAGAAAUAUAAGGUUGAAUAAGAGUUUUUUUAAUCAAGUUAUGCAACUUCUCUUCUUUUAGUUGCGUAAAAAAAUUGUUUUGCCAUUUAUUUGUUUUGCUAUUGAAUUGAAUUGUGACUAUUUCUAAAACUAACUCUCUAAAAACUGAACUCUGGUUCAUUUGUAUUAAUAUGAAGUUUAAAUCAAACUACAAUUGAAUUUAAUUGAAAUUAAAUUAAAUUGUGAUUUAUUUGAGUUGAAAUUAAUUUAAAUUUUGACUCAAUUGAGUUGAAAUUUAAUUCAAUUGAAUUCAAAUUAGUAGGGCAUUCUCGAAUCCCUGUAUGAUGGGAUUUCAAAAUACGAGCUAAAAUAGAUAAAUUAAAAAAAAUUAAGCAUGUAUUUAAUCACUGCCUUUCUUAAUAAUAGAGUGUCAUUAUAUGAAAUACAAAUAAUACAUUACAUAACACUCCAUUAAUAAUAUUGAAUCUCCUUUGAACAGACUUAAUUGAUAAUUUAAUUCAUCAUUUAUAAAAUACUGUACAUAAUUUUAGCUUUUAGAAUCAUUGUAGCUUUGUUGAAUGAUUAUUAACCUUUAUUGUUCAUCAGCUUUGUAUUGUAAUGACAGUAUUUGUGGCGAAAAAGAGAGCAUUUUUACUUCAUUUUUCUUUCACGUUCUUUACAGUGAUUUGUGUAUCAUUUGAAAAAUAAAUAAAUUUCUUUUCCA
Molecule: messenger RNA, 3522 nt
Organism: Parasteatoda tepidariorum (common house spider)
Lineage: Eukaryota; Metazoa; Arthropoda; Arachnida; Araneae; Theridiidae
Source: RefSeq, a predicted model, not a curated record